GUGUGUGUGUGUGUGUGUGUGUGUGAACGCGUCUGCCUGCGGGCUAUUUAAGUUAAGGUGUGUAUGCUGGUCUGAAAGAGAGAGUUUGUGUUGAGCGUGGCGUGAGUCCGUGUGCGUGAGAGAGAGUGAUUUAAAGGAGGGGGUGUGUUUAUGGGAAAUUGAGAUUGUGUGUGUGUGUGUGUGUGUGUGUGUGUGUGUGUGUGUGUGUGUGUGUGUGUGUGUGUUUACACAGACGGGAAUACUGCGCCAGAGGAAGUGCGCCGGUUCUCCGUCUGCGCGUCCUGACUUCCUGCUCUGAGGAGGGAGAGAGAAAAGCUGCGGAUCCGCUUUCAGACAGCAGCAGCGGCAGCAGCAUGGAGCCCCAACACAGCUCACACUCCCCGCUUUAAGACACAAACAUCUCACACACGCACGGGCAGACGGACAGAGGAACAGCUGCCGUCCACUGCUGGGUCGCCUGCGUCUCUGGUGUCAUCCCGUCAUGGAGAGCUCCAUCACACUCUGGCAGUUCCUGCUGCAGCUCCUGCUCGACCAAAGCCACAAACAUCUAAUCUGCUGGACAUCCAACGACGGCGAGUUCAAGCUGCUCAAGUCAGAGGAAGUGGCCAAGUUGUGGGGGCUGCGCAAGAACAAGACCAACAUGAACUAUGACAAGCUGAGCAGAGCCCUGCGCUACUACUAUGACAAAAACAUCAUCAAGAAGGUGAUCGGGCAGAAGUUCGUCUACAAGUUUGUGUCAUUCCCUGAGAUUCUGAAGAUGGACCCCGCGGUGGUGGAGUCGGGCCGUAGCAGUGAGGAAAGUGCGGGGGCGACAUCAGAGCCUGACGCUGAAGACGAGGAUGUGGGUGGGAGGAACGAAUACCUCCACUCCGGCCUGUACUCCUCCUUCACUGUCAGGUCCCUGCAGCAUCCCUUAGAACCACAACGGUCAAUCAAGACGGAGCCUAGAUCCGAUCACCAUGACGACAGCUCCUCUGUCAUCCGAUUCAUAACUAACCGUGGCCACUCCUCCCUCCCCUCCACUCCGCCCCAAUCCUCAACUGACACCUCACAUUCCUCCAAGCGGUCUCCUCGGCAGGCCCGCUCCUCCUCUUGCUCGUCCUCCCCGCAACAAAGCCCCACCCACACACACUGGAGGGGGCGGAGCCACAGCACAGAUACUGAUGAGUUGGAGCAGAUCGCUCAACCCUUAAACCUGUCAUCAGGUCAGAGAGAGAGAGAGAGGUCACAGACCACGACCAUGCCAGAGAGGAGGGGACUGGCCAAUGGUGGGCCUUCUAAGAGCAAGAAACCCAAAGGCUUGGAAAUCUCCGCCCCCUCCCUCCUCCUAACAGGAAGUGACUUAGUCUCCAUCGCCCUCAACAGCCCUGCUCUGCCUUCAGGGUCCCUGACUCCUGCCUUCCUCACCGCACAGACUCCGUCUGGUCUGCUGCUCACUCCCAGCCCUCUACUCUCCAAUAUCCAUUUUUGGUCCAACCUGAGUCCAGUGGGACCCCUCAGCCCUGCCCAGCUUCAGAGCCACGCCCCCCUCUUCCAGUUCCCCACGCUGUUGAACGGACCCAUCGCAAUGCCUUUGGCCAAUGUGGAUGCUCCAACUCCCUUGCUGUUGUCCCCCAGCUCCCACAAGUCUUGAUGUCAGCCUGAGCCCCAUUAGAGAGGCCCGGGCCAAACCAGACUGAGCUGCUCCGAUUCGGCACAGAUCAGGACUAAGCCAAUCAGCCUUAAUCUCUGACGAUGAACCACAUUGGAGUCAGGCUUCGUCUGAGUCUGAUUAUACUUUGAUCUGAAACCUGUUUCUUUACAUUUAUUAUAUGUAGAAACAGGAGCUUCACUCUGAAGCUUUGCUCUCUGAGAAGAGUGUUUGCAUUUGACAUUUUUCUGUGUGUUUACUACAGUUUAACUGCUCACGUUCUUUACAUUUGUGUCCUCUUGUCAGGUUGUAAAAGCUUUGAAUUUCUUUUCAUACAAAAAAAUAUAUAUAUACCGGAGGUUCUCAUCUCAUUCCACUUGGUUUAAACUUCACUGAUACAGAUUGGUUGCAGUUUCACGAAUGUUACUGCUAUUUUUCAUCUCCUGUGCUGACAAAUCCCAGUAUCCACAGUUCUGACUCAAACAAUGGAGAUCUGGGGAAAUUCUCUGCAGAAAUGCUGAGAUAAGACCUCACAGAGACAGAAGACUUUACAAGUGUAAUAUAGAAUGUGAGAAACUUAAGAAACUCAAGUAUAGCUUCCUUAUAUAAAUAAAUGUUUACCUUGCUACCAUACAAUUAAAUGAAGUGCAUUUGCUUUCUUGCUGAGAAGUAGCAUUACCUGAGAAGACCGAUAUCACUUUUGUGUGUUUGCUCAAAAUGAAGCUACAGCCAGGAGACUCAUUUCCAAAGAUAACAAAAUCUAAGCACCAGUUACUAAAACCUCACUAAUGAGCACAUUACCCUUACGAAACUGGUGUAAAAAUGAUGUGGCAUAAAAAUUUGUGGUGAUGCUAUGACUUCAAAAGUCACUGCUCACGGCCAAGAACUAGUUCAGCACAUAACCGCCCUAAAACCACAACAUGUACAUAUAAUUUUUACAAUAUGGUUUUCGUAGAGAUUAAACAAACAGCAGCAAUAAUGUAUUAAUUAGUGAGCUUUUGUUACCUCUGGACAGAACCAGGAUAGACAGAACAGAGUGGGAUCUCCUCAGCUAACUCAGCAAGAAAGCAAACGUGCAAAUGAUUCCCAAAAUUUGAUCAUAGAAUGGGACUAUAACUGGAUGAUUAGACGCUACAGGCUUCAUAGGCCAGUAAAGAAACCUUGCUGUGACUGACAGCUUGUAGAGGACAAUGAUUCUGUGUUGAUUCUUUUAUUUUCUCUCUGUGCUUCCUUUUAAUAGACAAAAUCUCACAGUGUGCAGAGUUUUGGGUUUUUCAAAUCAGUCAAUCAAUGACUGUGUCUCGUCAUUUGGUAAUGUGAACAAAUUCAAUGAGUAAGACACUGCAGGUCUCAGGAUUAUUGUUACUCUUAUUUUAGACAAUAAAAAUUUGUCCAGAUCUGGAUUCUUUGAGCUGGACAUGUGGCCACAUGACAUGAAACCCUUCACCGACUCCUUGCACAGCACCUGGUAGCUGGAGAGCUAAAAUGCUUUGGAAGUCCUCACCUUGUCUUUUGUGUGUGUGUGUCUUUUGACACUGUGAACUUUUUGCUUGCUUCUUUUUAAAAAAAAAAUGCACUGUACUUUUAUGCCUUGUACCAGCUGUGCCUUUGAUAUUGUAAGAUUUAUGUAAAUGUAUUAAGCUUUAAACGGUUGUAAUAGACAUUCCAGGUCAAGAUUGCACAAAGAUUUUUUUUUUUUGUAAAAUGGCUCCUGGUUAUUUUUUAUAAAGAAAUUAAUGGAAUUGUAUUCAGUGCUUGUUUUUGUUGUUUUGGUGAGAGAUCUCUCUUUUUUUUUUUUUUUUGGAAUAAAACAGUUUUUGGAAUAA
Messenger RNA from Toxotes jaculatrix (banded archerfish), 3456 nucleotides. RefSeq names its product ETS transcription factor ELK3 (gene elk3). Gene Ontology annotation, biological process: cell differentiation; regulation of transcription by RNA polymerase II. The coding region runs from base 482 to 1633 and encodes 383 amino acids. The transcript has 5 exons. NCBI's taxonomy places the organism in Eukaryota, Metazoa, Chordata, Actinopteri, Toxotidae. The record is from RefSeq and is a predicted model, not a curated record. Gene Ontology annotation, cellular component: nucleus. Gene Ontology annotation, molecular function: sequence-specific DNA binding; DNA-binding transcription factor activity, RNA polymerase II-specific.